AUGAAAGAAUCUUUGAUAAAUAUGAACGCGACCAUGAACGAGACAUUAGCACCUGCAAAUGACAGUAAUUACAUCGACAGUAAGGCCAAACGAAACUACGAGAAUGAUGUUGUCGCCACGAUUGCAACUGUUCUGGAAAGUAUCGUGAAUACUACGACCAACAAUAAUAUAACGGAAACAACGGAAGCAUGGGUAACAACGGCAGAAAUGACCACAGAACUCGUCGUUACGACAAUGCCUCCGCCACCAGCAGAGCCACCUUGCCAGCAAUACUGUCGUGGUGCCUACGCUUCUAUUUCUUUCAUUUUUCUUGUUGUUUUCAUGCUUUCGCUUUUUCUCAACUGUAUGCUUCUAGCCGUUAUUGGAAAAUAUGACGGUCUUAAAAACCCGAUUCGAAUGCUCUCCCUUAAUCUCGCUUCCUGUGACUUGGUGGCAACGGCUCUAGGCGUCUUCAUGACAAUGAUUUCAAAUGCAAUGGGAUAUUUUUACUUUGGCAUGAAUGCUUGCAAAAUCGAAGGAUUCAUCACUUUCUUCUGUGGCUCAACAAGACUUCUUAGUCUUCUUUUGAUGCUGGUUGAGCGAUAUCUUGUGAUCUGCAAUCCGCUUGCAGGAGCUAACUUUGAUAUCAAACAAUCGAUGAUUUCAUCUGGUUGUUGUUGGAUCUGGAGCGGAAUUUGGUGCAUGCUUCCGCUUGUUGGAUGGAAUCAAUACGCACUUGAAGGCAUUGGAACAUCUUGUGCGCCAAAUUGGUAUAGUGGUGGAAAUGGUGCAAAGUUUACCAUUUGUUUCCUGAUCAUCGUCUAUAUUACGCCGUUGAUCGUCAUGAUUUACUUAUUUGGAACUACGCUUAGUUUUAUACGCGUUCAGUCACCGUCUGAGCGAAGUUGCCCGACUCGGGAUCACGACAUUCUUCUAUGGAAAAUGACCGUCGCAAUGGUAGCUGCGUGGCUAAUAGGAUGGAUGCCAUAUGUCUGCUACAUCUUGUCAAUCAUGAUCUCGAAAACUGCCGUCGACGAUGAUGUCUACUCAUCCCGUUACGCGUUCGUCGCAUUUCCCUCUGUCAUUGCCCGCAUCUCGUUGAUUUGCAAUCCGAUCAUCCAGUUUUGCAUGGCCAAGAACUCAAAGAUGACGAACAAAGUGACUCCCAUUGAAUCCGAGCCUGCAAAUGAAGAAGGUGAGAAACAAGGCGCCUGA
This is a messenger RNA of Oikopleura dioica, 1194 nucleotides long. Lineage: Eukaryota; Metazoa; Chordata; Appendicularia; Copelata; Oikopleuridae. The record is from the annotation of a GenBank genome assembly.